CAGGACUUUCCCAUAAAGGCACAGGCAUGGUCACACACAUUGUCACAGAAUAAGGGAGAAAAGAGAGUUCGCUGCUGCCUUUACCGUCAGAAACACGACAUAUCGACUUAUCGACACCAGCGGUCCAACUGCAAGCUUAAAUGUCACCGUCCAAACAGCUGCUUGUACCAUGGCUGAUGACACAAAUAAACAGCGGAAAAUAUCCCGGUGUCCAGUGGACAAACGUAGAAAAGAAAGAAUUUUGCAUUCCGUGGAAGCAUGCUCUACGACAAGACUCCUCCGACACAGACUUUCUUAUCUUUAAGGCCUGGGCAGAAGUGAGUGGCAAUGGCCGCGCUCAGGGAGACCCUUCUGUCUGGAAGAGGAACUUCCGCAGCGCUCUUCGUGCCAAAGGCUUUAAAAUGGUUGAGGACAACAAGAACGAAACAGCGCACCCACAUAAAGUAUAUAGAUGGCCAGAUGAGUCUGCAUCAAGAGAUUCAAGCCAGGAUAUUCUGCAGCAGAGUCUGCAGGGACUGAGCCUCAGCCCUGAAGCAGACCCCACAAAUACAGCCUUUCAGACUGUUCCCGAGCAAAAGCAGCUGCACUGUCAGCCCGUGAUUGGUGGAGAUGCGUUGCUGGGGCAACAGCAGUAUCUAGCCACACUUGAGGGUGCAGCCGAUGUAAAUGCAUUUCCUGAGCAACUAGAAUACCCGCUGAAGGGAGCUGAAGGAGGGGCCUGUGAUGAGCAGCUGGCAGAGCAGUUUCUACAAAUCAUGAACCAAACCAACAACGGCGAUCGUUUUACAACUCACUUCAAGAUUUCGGUGUACUACAGAGGUGUGAAGGUGCUUGAGCAGGCGGUGGAAAACGAAGCUGGAUUCCGAUUAGUCUACAGCCCAGACCUCACUGGAACAGCUCUAGAUUAUGAAUCGGGUCUUACCAUGGUCUACCUGCCAAAUCCUUCAAACGUAGUCGAUCAGACUCAAGCCAAACUGACCCAAUGCAUUCUGGACAAACUUGGGUGUGGUUUGGAAAUUGGAGUGUCGGGUUAUGUCGUCUACGGUCAUCGGCAGGGGGAAGUCAAAGCCUUUUGGAGCUUCUCCAGAUUUGAUCAAAUGAAACAACCCCAAGAGAUUCUGAAGCUACAGCCUCAGCCUCUUUACUUGUUAAAGGACUUCAUACAAGGAAUCUUGGGGUUCAUUAAUGGCAGCAGCUGUCCUCCCUGCUCCCUGUUCCUCUGCCUGGGAGAGAAAUGGCCAGACCCGGAUUUUAGGCCAUGGGAAAAGAAACUCAUUACAAUAGAGGUGCUGCUGACCUCUAUAGAGAUACUCAAGAAUAUGGCUAUGGAAAACGGUGCUUCUUCCUUACAGUCACUGGAUCUGCAGAUGUCACUGGAGGAGAUGAUGGAGAUGUGCUGAUUUAACUUUUUUUUUUUUUUUUCCUUUUCAAUUUCGAAUUUCAUCAGAUAGAUAUCAGGCAUUUUGUUCAUUUCAUCUUUUAGCUUUAAAUUAUAAAUGUGAACAUUUGAAGUGAACGAGUGAGGCGGUGUGCGCUGCUCCGAGUGCUCGGCCACCUAGCGUCGGCCUCUGUAAGCGUGCUCGUAUCUCAAAGCAGACAUUUGCUCGACUGCUUGCUCUUAUCUCGAAAUAGUCGUAUGUCGAGGUGCUUGUAUCUCGAGGUUCCACUGUAUAUAAUUAGCUUUUUGGGUGGCUAUAAUGUAUAAAGUGCUUGAAAUGUAAUGUGAUUUUUCUCACAAAAAUAAUGUCGCACAGUGGGACCUGGUGGCUUCAAACAUGCAACCUUCCAGGCCUAACACUUCUCUAAAAGAGUUUAGCAGCAGUGGGAUUCGAACCCACACCCCCGAAGGGCCUGCAGCCUUAAUCCAGCACUUUAGACCAUCGGCCCCCAAUUUUUUUUUGUGCCACGGACUGGUCAAAUGUAUGAAUUUUUUUCACAAACCAGCGAUAAA
Messenger RNA from Cynoglossus semilaevis (tongue sole), 1951 nucleotides. RefSeq names its product interferon regulatory factor 3 (gene irf3). The transcript is spliced from 10 exons. The coding region runs from base 141 to 1400 and encodes 419 amino acids. Gene Ontology annotation, cellular component: nucleus. The record is from RefSeq and is a predicted model, not a curated record. NCBI's taxonomy places the organism in Eukaryota, Metazoa, Chordata, Actinopteri, Pleuronectiformes, Cynoglossidae. Gene Ontology annotation, biological process: regulation of transcription by RNA polymerase II; immune system process. Gene Ontology annotation, molecular function: DNA-binding transcription factor activity, RNA polymerase II-specific; RNA polymerase II cis-regulatory region sequence-specific DNA binding; protein binding.